Messenger RNA from Seminavis robusta, 1333 nucleotides. NCBI's taxonomy places the organism in Eukaryota, Bacillariophyta, Bacillariophyceae, Naviculales, Naviculaceae. The record is from the annotation of a GenBank genome assembly.
CCUGACAACUGGCAACUGGCAACGAGACUGUAUGCGUUACCAGUGCAACAACAGCACGGAUCUCGAUCGCCUGGCUCCUUGCCUCCAAAGGCUCACAAUCCAACAAAGACAACAACUCAAACUGUCAAACCAACCACAAGAACAAUCACAAACUAUCUAAUACCAGCAUGAAACUAGCUUCUGCCUUUUCUGCCGGGUGUCUCACAUUUUCCGCUGUGCAAGCUUUCCCCAACACAAGCUUUGCACGAGCAAAGCCAAGCUUUGUUACUGUUCUUCAAGUUACCCAAAAUGCACCGCCUUUGUUGGAGACAUCUGAAGAAAGCAACCGAGGUUUCUUUGGGAAGAUCUUCCACAGAAACACAAAAUUGGAAAAGCAACUCAAAGUCAAGGCCCAGGAAAUCAAGGCCAAAGCAACAGACCAUCUCAUUAGGUUGGAAGAAAACUUGGAACAGGCAAUCCAACAAGAAACCAAUGACAUCAUCAACUGCGUUGCCCUGGACGUUCUUACCCUGGUUGAGGGUCAUUGGGACUUUUCUAUUGCCACAACCAAUCAAGCUGACACCAAGUCCAUCAUGGAGGGAAGAAUCAAUGACAUUGCAAAUGAUCUCAUUGAGAUGGGCAUGACGGGUGACGAGAAUAGAGGCGAUAUCCAAGAAGAGUUGCGCAACAGUCGACUCAAGAUCAAGCAAACGUUUGAUGGAUCUGUAGAUUACCCCCUUCGAAUUCAACAGGAAGUAUUCCUUGGACAAAGACGUGUCAUCCAAGUGUUUGGCCAACUCCAGUUUGAUCUCCUUGAUCGCAAUGUAGUCUACUCUGUAGAUGAACUUGUUGUUCUUGGAACAACUGUAGACUUGGAUGAAAUCAUUAUGAUCGCGGCACCUGAGGAGGAGAAAGUCAAUUUGACGGCAGUAAAGACAGAAAAUCACGAUGAAGCUGCAAAAGAAGCACUCAUGCAAGAAAUCUCGUCCACUUUGGAAACUGAAGGAGCUGUUAGACGUGAAGCAGAGUUGGAUGCUGAGGAAGUUUUUGAAUGUCUUUACUGCUGAGGAACCAAUCACAACACAAAAGAUUUUGAAACUAUAGAUAGCACAAAAUUGAAUAGAAAAGAUAUACCGUGCUAGACUAGAGAAUCGAUGAAAUGAAAACUAACAUCUACUAAUCAAACGACAGUCCAGGAUCUUUCAGCCAUCGCUGCAAUGCAAUCCUGGAGUCACAUUGUCAUGUUGUGGUCUGUAAAAGGCGCAUUGCCCACCGCUUGAUGCUCACGACGGGGUUAGACCUGCUGGAAUUCAAAACUGUAAAUAAUGUGGACUACAGUGUCAUGUGGUAGGAC